Protopterus annectens (West African lungfish) is the source of this 4802-nucleotide messenger RNA. RefSeq lists its product as uncharacterized. Lineage: Eukaryota; Metazoa; Chordata; Ceratodontiformes; Protopteridae. Bases 168 to 770 code for a protein of 200 amino acids. The transcript has 9 exons. The record is from RefSeq and is a predicted model, not a curated record.
GUUUUGGAAGACUACCUUGGGUAAAAACAUUUCAAAAAGGGUAGUUUGCAUUUGGAAUAGUUAAUGGAAUAAUAUAUUGUAUUCUUGGGACCCUCUGUUAAUUCUGAAGUAUAACAUAAAAUGAGGACUUAUUUAUUAUUAUUGAUAAGCCAGGAACUGCUAUAAACAUGGAUUCUUGGAAGAAUGUAAAUAACUUAACUAUAAGGACGAUAUCGCCAAGAACUGUAUAUUUUGAAACUACAACACAGAAUACCACUCUGGAUCGCCCUUUAAUCAUAGGAUUGGCAGUUGGUUUACCUGUUUUUGCUCUCCUUGCUGUUGGCACUGUUAUAUUGGUUGUCUAUUUUAGAAAAAGAAAAAGAAAUGCAAACAGAGCAAGUCCAACCAACAAAGAUGACAAAUUAAGAAAGGAAAAUAAAGAUGAGAAAGACCGUUACAUACGUUCUCCAAGGAAACCAGUGAUUGAUGAUGUUUAUGAAUCAACAGAGAUCGAUCAUGCUAAUGAAUCAACACAGGACUAUUACAAUAUCAGCCUGGACACAGAAGAGCAAUAUUAUGAGAACAUCAAUGCACAUAACCAAAAUCCUCACAAACAGCCAACCACUGAAAAUAGAAGGGUGCAGGACUCACCAGAUGAGGGCAUCUAUGAAACACAACUUCCAACACCUGAGGAGAUCCACUCAGCAAGCAUAAGUCAUGCCCAGAUGAAUGAUAAAGAUGAAAUAUAUGUAAACCAUUCAGUUGUAAAAAAGUUUAACAGGCACUAUUGACUCUUCUACCAUAUAGACUGCAUUGCUUUAAUGGAAAUUUUGAAAAAGAUUUAUGGCAAACAUUAUGUUUUUGACCUGGUAUUAUUAAAUUUCAAAGUAUUAUGUGCAUUAAAGUUAGAGAAAGACACAAAAAUCAAGAAAAACAAUAAUUUCUUAAAAUAUGAGUGCACAGUCAGCACAAGUGUUUGAUCAUGAAUGCUUCGCAUUGCUAUGUUUUUUCAUUGCUUUUAAAGCAUAGCAUUUGAAAAGUGGAAAACAGAUAAGGAUCCAGUAUGUCAGUUUUCCUAGUCAAGGUUGCAGCACUAUACAUGGGAGAAAACAAUCUAUGUACUAAACACUGUAUUAGAUUUGUUGAGAUUUAUACCAGAGUUAUGAAUAGCAAUGUAGUCACAUUUGAAAAGUUAAUGUCAAGUCCAGGACUCAUUUGGCACUCUGAUAGAGCACAAGUAUAUGAGUUUUUUUUACCUGUGAGGUGUCUGUUGCAGGUGAUGCCAUGCUAGUGGCUCACAGUACACCUGCUCUCUGCCAUUUGCAUGAAAAAGCGAGUGGUCUAACUUCAAAUAGCCUUUUCUCCUAUAUCUACAUAGCAUCCCCAACAUCCAGUCCUUUAAACCACAUAGCCCUACCAGAACCUAGGACCUAAACCUAAUACUCCCACCCAGUUCUGAACCCAGCUCCUCAGAUCCUUACCCUAAACCUCAACUCCCUUUCCCUAACUCUAAAGACCAUGAUCAUCCUCUAAACCUAAAACUCCAAUCCUCUCCUUAAACAUAAAUUCUAAGAUUGUUCCCCUAAACCUAAACUCCCAUUCCACUCACUAAAUUGAAAAGCCCAACCCUCUGUCUAACCCUAAAUUUUCCAAUUGCUCCCUAAUCCUAAACAAUCCCCUCCUACUCACUGAUCCUAAACCCCUAAUCCUGGUCCCUGUCCAGAGCUGCUUGCCUUAACUCAAGUUCAAGCAUGAGCAGUGCUUACUCCCUUCGCCUGCCUCCCUGAACUUAUAUUUGAGUUUGAGCAUGAGCAGCAGCCAAGCCAAGCUACAAGGUGCUCAAGUCCCUGGCUUCAAGGUAGUGUUUUUUCAAGCAACUGGGACUUGAGUGCCUGUAGUGAGCCCAUCUGUGAUCCACGUUUGAAGCCGCCACUCACUGCAUAGUAGAUAAAGUGAAGGACUUUAAACUCUUAAAGAGGAUAUGUUUUUUUUUUUUUGUUUUUUUAAUUAGGUAGUGCUUGUUCACUUGCUGUAUAUAUAUAUAUAUAUAUAUAUAUAUAUAUAUAUAUAUAUAUAUAUAUAAAAGUAUUAUUUAAGGUUUUCUGGUAGUGUGAUGCAAAAGAAGAAGGCAAUGAAAGCCGAGUCAGUAGCUUAAGAUUUUGUGAAAUGCAAGCCCUCUACAUAUUUUAUUCAUACACUUUACAUUAUAAUUUCACGGGCAUACAAAUAUGCGAGUGCAACUCCAAUUGAUGCUCAUCUCUUCAUUUCACAAGGUCCUGCUAAUUCUCUACAGAGAAAAAGCUAUGACCUGUGAUUUAUUUUAGCUGGCACCUGCAUGUGAGAUGCUUUGUGCUGGUGCACUAAGAGAUUACCACAAACUUACAUUGGAAAUAUAAGUUAAAACAAAAUAACAGAAAGUCCCAGACUUGGGGAUUUAAAACUCUAAAUUCUCUAAAUUCUUCAGAGCCACAGCAAAUGUAGACACCUAGCUGACAAUCAAAAAAAAAAGUCUGCACCUGUUUUUUUACUCUUACAUUUCUUUCUGUUAUAAUGGUGGUCAUAUGCACAAAUAAGAAUGAGGGCUUAAUAUUUAUGGAAUAAUAUUAGAAUUCAGUAUAUGAAACUGUAUCUAGACAUAUUAGAGAAAAUACAUGAUUUCUGUUCAAACCUGAAUGGAACAGUGCAAGCCAUUAGCCUGGAUUAGUGAAGUUUCUCCUCAUGGCAUACAUGAAGACAGGUGUGCUAUCCCACUUUUGUAAAUUUCCAGAUACUCCCCAGUACCUAACUCUGUUCCUCAUAUUACUAAGAUCCAGUGUGUCAUACAGUCCAGAGGUUGUGCUCUGCUCCACAUAAACUAUUUGCUUUUACUAUUAUUACUUCCUGCCAUGAUCUACUCUAUUAACUCCUUCACUGAUAUGGGUGGGUCACAUUCUCACACAUGGGCAAGGAUAUAGCGUACAAGUAAGGCCUGUUAAAAAAAAUCUGUUUUUAUUAUUUCUCCUAUAAUUAUUGCUUAAUGGUCACUUUAUGUUGGGAAGGAGUCAUAAGGUCAAUGACUGCAGAACCUCUGUCCACUUUGCUCAUCUGUUUCUUGCUGCUAUCUCUCUAUUGUGUUUGUAGCAAUAUGAUGCUGAUAUGAAUAUUUCUAUUCAAUUCAGAGUUAAACUUUGUAUCUUAUUUUGUUAUCCUACCAUGCUUACUGUCAAAACUAAUUUUUCACUAGUAUUCAUUUCAUGUAUACUGAUGCAAAGCAUUUCUGCAACCGUGACAUUUGAAAAUUUGAAAAUAGAGCUUGCUAAAAGUAACGGAGUUUGUAUGCUUUUUAGGGUCCUUUAGAGGUCAUGAGUCCUACCUCUCUUAAUCUUCAAAACUACAACAAAUGGAAGAUAGUUAUUACAGAAAUAUUAGAAAGUUACAUUGUGUGUUUCUUUUGGAAUAGAACAUUUUUCAUGGACUUGAUGAUAAUUGUUUAUCCUUUUAAAAGGGUCAUGCUAAUUAUUUCCACCAGUUGAAGGACCAGGAAAAACUGUAUAUGAUGAUUUUGGAAGCAUUUGCAGCAUGAGAGCUGACAGCAAACUGCAUGCAAUUUAUUUUCCACUGCUAAGCUUGUGUUCUCAUUAUGAUUCCAUUCUGAGCUCACCAACAAGAAAAUAAGACAAGUGUCUUCAGUAGGAGCAGGUCCAGUUUUUGUCUUCUGUCUUGUAAAUCGACACACAAGACACAUGGCAUCCUAUUUGUAUUGCAUCUAGCCUUAACUGGCUUAGGGUGUGAAACAUUCAAUGAUAUUAUGAAGGGCCUUAAGAGUGCUAUAUAAAAGCACUGUUAGCACAGCAGUGUCAGCAGCAAAAGACAGACAUUGCCCUUUAUAGCCUUUUUGCCAUUACUUUGUGCUUCCUCUUUGUAGAUGUUUUAACAUAGGUCCUCAGGGCUCCCUCAUCUCAUUUACUGCGUUUUCCUUAGAAUGCCAAGUUCAAGGGUUGCUUACCCCCACCCCCUUCAUUUGAAUUCUUCUAAGGGGUGGAGCUGUUGCUAGGCUAUUGUUCUUUUUUAAUCUUUUGGUGUCAUGGGGAUUGAACAGAAGCAACAAAGAAAGUUAAAAUAACAAGAUGCAUACCAAUGAGCCCUUGCUCCUGCCAGCUAAUUUCUCACACAUUUAAUAGACGUAUUACCUUAUAACACAUGGUAUAUCACAAAGAAGACAUGACAUUAACGUAAUGCAGUUCUUCCAUUUCCCACGGGAAUGUGGACAUUAAGUAUCUAGAUUAGUAAGAGCACCUAGUUGUUUCUGUCCAUGAGUCAGGAAGGAUGAUUCUUUAACACCUAUGAAACAUACUAAGAAACCACUUGUUUUAUACUUAAAUGUAGCAGCAUUUCAAAGGUAUGAAAUAAUGAAAAGUAAUAAAGAGAAUAGCAGUUGUAUUGGGAGAAAGGGGAUGGAAAGAAAAACAGCAUCUAGUUAAAACCAUUUUGGCCAUUCUUUUUCCUAGCUAAGUAAACAAUGCUUUUUAUUCUAAAUACAUUAUUAUAUAAACCAACAUGAUUCUGAAAGGAAAGCUGCACCCUCUAUUCAAAGUUUUAAUUGAGACCAUAAAAUCCAAAUGUUUGUAACUGUGAACAAGUUAAUAUGGUUUGUUUUCUUUUAUAUAAAUGUAAGUUUGCCAAUGUCACAAGUGAUAAUUUAAUAAAGGUGUUUAAAAAAAGACUUGUAAAUCCAGUAACAUAUAGACUCUAAAUGUUUUUCAUACUCAUGAGCAGACUGAUGUAAAUUUUAAUACAUACUAAGUUAAAAUAAAAUAUGUUAGGGUACUCACUAGUCAUCUAAA